AUGUUGAUAAAAGGCGCUGAGUAUACAGUAAGCACCUGUGUGGUAGGUUCUCUGCAGCAGUCUAUAAAGGAAGAUCUGACCAGGAGCGCCAGUUUAUCCGACAAGGCUAAGGAGGCUCGUGUCAGGAGUCAGAUCAUUGCUGCACAGCUCACCGUCCCUUCCAACUCCACCUCCAGAGGUGUGCAGCUCUUUAACCGACGCAAGCAAAGAGUCAGCGCCUUCACGCUCGAAAGCUGUGGAGAGUGGUCAGGGGAGAGCAGAGCUGAGAAUGUGAAAACAAACCCGUCAUUUAACAAACUAACAUGGGCAGAGAGGAGCACUGAGGAAAAGGACAGAGACCUGAACUUUAAGAAUAGUGCUAAGCCAGUCUUGUCACCACCUGGGAGAGUACAUUCAGCGGGUGGUAUCAUGGAGGAACCAAGUCAGGAUUUCUACAGGGAAGACGGCAUUGAGGACAGUGUUAUCCAAGAGAGACAUUUCCUCCCUGUCAAGGAAGAGCAGCAGGAAGAGGAUAAUGCAAGAGAUAAAAUCCAUGAGGACGACAAAGUGAAGGAUGAAAUUCCCCCUGGAAGUAAUUAUACUAAUCCAGUUCUGAUGGGGCAUGCUGAAGGUGAAGCAGAGAUAAAUGGGGGCCACACAGGGCCAUUUCCCACUGGAAAGCUUCAUAAUGGCUGCCACAGUACCUCUGGACCUGAGGGGGUGUCUGUUACCACAUCCAAGCAGACAAGCACCAUCAUCAAUCGUACUGCUAGGCCCUUUUUCUCGCCGCUGACAGUGCAGUCUCCAGAGGCUGUCAGCCCGGUCAUGGACAUUCCCCCUCCUCCUUCUUACAACACUCCUCCUCUCCCUACUUUCACUGCUCCUCAACCUUUGGCGUUCUCACCACCACCUCCGCCUCCGUCAUAUCCACACCUCCUCUACCGGCCUUUUUGACAACCCCCGCAGGCCAACAACUCCAGUCCACCGCCUUUGUCUCCUGUCAUGUCUCCUUUCUCCCCUCCACCAUCUCAGUUCCCGGUGUCUUCAGUAUCUCAGUACCCACCCAUGCCCCAUUAUGGCCCACCCACAGCCACAAAGCCCUCCACCUUCGUUCCUCAGCCUGCUGGAGAGAGGAUGCCGAUAACACCAAUCAAAACAGGAAUACUUGAGGAGGGUGCUGCUAAAAGGGGAAGUAGGAAAGCAAUGUUCACAUUCAAAGAGAAGACAGUGGUGGCUCCGAACCCUGAGCUGCUUUCUCUGGUGCAGGGGGUGGAUGAAAGGAAGAAGCAUGGAUGUAGAUCUGUGCCUGAGCCAGCUUCCGAGGAAGAGUUGCUGGCGUUGGGUGCAGAGGCCUCCAACUUCCUCGCCAAGGAAGAGGACAGGACAGAGGAGGCAAAAGCGCCAGAGUGGGCUUCCUGCCUCAAGACCUCCAGGACUCGUCCGAGGGCAGAGCACAGGCCAGAGCACACCCUCACCAAUGUAUCAGGAAAGGGGGCUGAGCUGUUUGCCAAGCGUCAGUCCAGGAUGGAAAAAUACGUUGUUGAGAAGCAAAAUGCAGCACAGAUUAGGUGUCCUUCUCCCACCAUGUCUCUGCCACCAUCUUGGGUGUUUCCAUCAAACAUGCCCGGCAGAGUCAAGGCCAUCGCUAAAAACUCUGACAUGAGUGCUCAGCUUUCACAAACCCUAAAAGCCCAACAAGUAGUCAAGCAAAAACCAAGGGGAAAAGCCCCAGCACCAGAGCCAAUUCCAGAGCCGCCUCCUUUAGAAAAUGGCUGCUCCAAGAUAGAGAUGGACCUGUCAAGGCACCAGCCCUACCAGCUUUCUCUUCCCUCUUCAUCCUUAACCCAGUCAAGGACCCCAUUAGUACCCUACCCAGAAGAGCACCACAGUCCAAGAGCGUGGUAUCUACCCAGUCUUUCUCAAGACAGACUUCCUUACCUACUAACGCUCCUUCUCACUACAGUGCCCAGUGUAUGUCUCCACAGCUGCCUCUCAGCCCCACAAGAGAAGCAGAAUGUCCACCAAAUCCAGCCUAUGGGCAGCCAAGGAUCAGCUCUCCUAUGUCGGCUUUUUCUCCAGAGCGAGUGUCCUCUCCUCGGUCAGGGGUCCAGGCACCAAGGCCCACUUUUUCUGCAAAGAAGGCAGGGAUUGCCCCACAGACACCAACGGAAUCCUCCCCAGUUGAAACCCCCAGUGAGACUCCCACACCAACCAGGACGCCCAGCCUCACCAGAUGUUUCAGCAGCCCAGAAGGCCCGGCCAGUGGGACCUGGACUCCCAGCCUCCAAACUAAUCGGCCCUCCACCACCAGUUCUAGCCGCACAGUGAUCUCCCCCGUAUCCUCUCCCAGGGGUGCAAGAUGCCAAUCUCCUAUGGUCAGUCACAAUAUCCAAUUGUCCCCGCUUACCUCCACUGCAGCAUCCAGAUCCUCUCAAACAUCUACAGCCACCUCUUCACGCUCUCUUCCUUGGGGUUCAAGAUGUCAGUCCCCAAUGGUGAGCCACAAUAUCCAUUCCUCCAGCAUCUCCUCCAGUCCUGGUUCCAAACCCUCACAGACGUUUACGACUACUUCCCCUCUUUCUCCUCCU
Etheostoma spectabile (orangethroat darter) is the source of this 2567-nucleotide messenger RNA. It is a transcript of the gene synpo, whose product is annotated as synaptopodin. Gene Ontology annotation, cellular component: nucleus; Z disc; actin cytoskeleton. NCBI's taxonomy places the organism in Eukaryota, Metazoa, Chordata, Actinopteri, Perciformes, Percidae. The record is from RefSeq and is a predicted model, not a curated record. Gene Ontology annotation, molecular function: actin binding. Gene Ontology annotation, biological process: positive regulation of actin filament bundle assembly.